AUGUUGAGAAGUGCCCGGGGUCCCCUUUACACUUCUCCCUCACUUAUGUGUGUUCCACACCUAGAGGCUCAAAGAGAUAGUAUAGUCGAAGAAAUGCAUCGAUAUAAUGGUGGGGAUGUCUCUUCUGAGGUUGGCAAUCUGCUUUCUGCAUGCUCUGUUGAGCAGCAAGCCCAAAUAAAAAGCAUGGACUAA
Molecule: messenger RNA, 192 nt
Organism: Dentiscutata erythropus
Lineage: Eukaryota; Fungi; Glomeromycota; Glomeromycetes; Diversisporales; Gigasporaceae
Source: the annotation of a GenBank genome assembly